This is a messenger RNA of Lathyrus oleraceus (garden pea), 1358 nucleotides long. RefSeq lists its product as uncharacterized. NCBI's taxonomy places the organism in Eukaryota, Viridiplantae, Streptophyta, Magnoliopsida, Fabales, Fabaceae. The transcript has 6 exons. The record is from RefSeq and is a predicted model, not a curated record. Gene Ontology annotation, molecular function: NADPH binding; oxidoreductase activity, acting on NAD(P)H. Bases 144 to 1130 code for a protein of 328 amino acids.
UCGGAAGUACGAGUACUAGAGUCGUUUCAACUUCAUACAUUAUAUAAAGUACAGUUGUGUUGUAACAUUCAGAAAUCGAAAUUACUAGAAGAUCUUCAUCGUAGUAACAAACAACCACAUUCCCAACUCCAAGAAAACCGAAAAUGAGGGCUGUUGCAGUACCCCUACCUGGUGGACCUAGAGUUCUGCAAGUUCAAGAAAUUGACGAACCUCAACUCAGACACGAUCAAGUUCUCAUCAGAGUCCACUUCGCCGCCGUUAACAGAGACGACAUUUCUCUCCGACGAGGCGCUUUCCGUUUCCCUUUAGGUGGAACUCUUUUCCUAGGUUUUGAAUGUUCUGGAGUUGUCGAAUCCGUCGGUAAAAACGUCUCCAAUUGGAAAAUUGGUGAUAAGGUUUGUGCUCUUCUUGAUGGAGCUGGAUAUGCUGAGAAAGUAGCUGUUCGUGAGGGACAAGUUUUUCCGAUUCCAACCGAGCUUUCUCUCGAGGAGGCAGCCAGUCUCCCCUUCGCUGCAUGUACUGUCUGGUUAAGUGUCUUUAUCACUAGCAGAUUAUGUAGAGGGGAAACCUUGUUGAUUCAUGGAGGUUCUGGUGGAAUCGACGCAUUUGCAAUUCAGGCAGCUAAGUUGGGUGGAUCAAGAGUAUUUGUUGUUGCAGGUGAUCAAGAGAGGCUAUCUUAUUGUGAGAGUUUAGGAGCCCAUGUUAUGAUCAAUUACAGAAUUGAGGACUUUGCUGCAAGGGUGAAGAAAGAAACGCGUGGUCGAGGUGUUGAUGUGAUUCUUGAUUGUACCGGAACACCUUACUUUCAGAAAAAUAUUGAGAGCUUAAACGUUAAUGGAAGGCUUUUCAUUAUGGGCGCUCUAGGGGCGACUUUGUAUACACAGAUGGAUCUAAGUGUUUUAGUUAACAAGCGUCUCACUGUCCAAGGGGGUUACUUGCAAAAUAGGAGUGCUAGAAGCAAGCAAUUGAUCAUUGAAGAUGUGAAGAAGAAUCUUUGGCCUGCAAUUGGGAAAGUAGAUGGAAUGAUAUUGCCUGUGGUCCACAAAUGUUUCUCUUUUUCUGAAGCAGAUGAGGCUCACCGGCUUGUGGAAACUGGUCACCAGAUUGGGAAGAUAUUGCUUAAGCCAUGAAAACCAUGGUCAAUACUCGAUCGAUGUGUACAUGAAACAGUAUAGGAUCUUUUGAGUUUUAGACCUAUGUUCUAUCCAUGUACAUGAAACAACAUAUUAUUUUGGAUCAUUUGAGUUUAGAUCUUUGUUUGAUUGAUGUACAUGUUACCACAUUGUUUUGGAUCAUUUGAGAUUAGACCUUUGUGUAUUCUGGUUUCUGUUAAAUAAAGUCCUGCUUUACAAUUUUCA